AUGGUGUGGGCCUGCCCCUCCAACACGGCCAUUCCUCCCAUCUUCAACCCAACUCGGGUGGACUACAAGAUGUCGGCGAACCCUCCGAAGCGAGCGCGCCAGCCGAACUUUACGCAUGGAGAGUUGGUCGCCCUCGUCGAUGGCUACGAGGAGCACCGUCGGGCCAUAGAAAGCCGAGGCGAGGGUCCCCGAGAGUCGCAGGCCAAACAGAACGCCUGGGACACUAUCACAGCUAAUUUAUUCGCUGUGUCCGGUAUUGUUAGAACGCCCGCUGAGGUCAAGAAGAAAUGGUGCGACGUGAAGAGCGCCGCCAAGGCACGAGCUGCUGCGGUUCGCCGCAGCAUGGCGACCACGGGAGGCGGUCCAGAGGACGUGGCCCCUCUCGACGAAUUUGAGGCCCGGGUGGCAAGUACACUUGACCCGGAAGCGGUAUUCGGCGUGUCUGGCGGCUUGGACAUUUGUGCCCCGAGUCCAGGUAUGAAUGCGUACGCGCUCUUCCGUCAAUGUUGGGUGGUGGAUGUGUAG
Molecule: messenger RNA, 525 nt
Organism: Rhipicephalus sanguineus (brown dog tick)
Lineage: Eukaryota; Metazoa; Arthropoda; Arachnida; Ixodida; Ixodidae
Product: nuclear apoptosis-inducing factor 1-like
Exons: 3
Coding region: 1-525 (174 amino acids)
Cellular component (GO): nucleus
Source: RefSeq, a predicted model, not a curated record